AUGGACGACGCAGCCUUUGCGCAGCUGGUGUUCAACCCCUACGAGAGCAGCCGCGAACUCACGGACGACGAGAGGCUUCAGUUGCGGCGGGGGGUGCUGUUCGACAGCACCAAGAUCGACGUCUUCGAGCGGUCGAGCUUCCGUCAGCUCACCCCGCCCCUCUCCCCCGACCAGCUCCGACUGUUUGCUGAGGCGCUGGUGGAGGCGGACCUGGGCGAGUGGCCCGACGCUGAUCUGCCGUCGGGCCUGUGGAAGUGCCACAACCUGAAGAUGUUGUCCUGCCACGGCAGCAAAAAGAUCACGUCGUUGAGUCCUGCGAUCGGCCGCAUGAAGAAGCUGCGGGAGCUGAACGCGGGCAACUGCAGCCGGCUGCGCUUCUUGCCCUUCGAGAUCACACACACCCUUCUACCCCAGAAUCGCCAUCUGCUCGCCUUCACGACCGGGGACACGAAGGACCGGCUAGCACCUCUUCCUCGCUUCCCCACAGGUCCACUUUCGCUCAAGGAGACGACCGCGCGUGCGAUCGUGCGGCGUCCACCCGGCAGCCGACGGCCAGAUGAGGAGGUGCCGCUCCCUGCGGACCUGGAAUCGUAUCUGCGCGCCGCGAAGCGCUGCUCCAAGUGCCACGGGCCGUUCUUCGACGCCUACUUUGCGUGUUGGUCGGCGUGGGACAACGUCUUCUGGAAGGUGCCUCUGCUGUCGAUCUCGUGCUCGCGGCAGUGCGCCAGGGCCAUACCCAACCUCAUGGUCGCCGACGGCGAGCCUGUGCCGCCACCCACCUACCAGUACUCCGCCUACGACGACUAUGGCUAUGACGACGACUACGGCUAUGACGAUGACGACGACCGCUACGAUGAUUGUGAAGAGGAGCUGUUGCGUGAUCUGUUAUGA
Messenger RNA from Acanthamoeba castellanii str. Neff, 891 nucleotides. RefSeq lists its product as uncharacterized. The record is from RefSeq and is a predicted model, not a curated record. Lineage: Eukaryota; Discosea; Longamoebia; Acanthamoebidae. Bases 1 to 891 code for a protein of 296 amino acids. The transcript is spliced from 6 exons.